UGACCUAUUUUUAAUAGCCUUGCGCAGUUCGCUAUAACCAGAGAGAAGAUAUACACAUUGACGGAAGUCAUUCAAUAGAGAAAUUAAAACAAUUCUGGUGAAAAGGGGCUACCGGUAGGGAUGGAUCCAGCGGACCCAGACAAAAAGGAGGUCAGGCGACCUAUGAAUGCUUUCCUUAUUUUUUGCAAGAGACAUCGCUCAAUGGUCCGAGAAAAGAACCCGAAUCUCGACAACCGCAACGUCACUCGUAUCCUUGGCGAUUUGUGGGCAAACCUGAAAGAGGACGAAAAGAUGCAAUACACUGACUUAGCUAAGCAGUACAAGGAUGCUUUCAUGAAAGCAAACCCUGACUACAAAUGGCAUAACCCAGAGAAGGGCAUGCACCCGACUGGUCUCCUCCCUCGAUCACCAACCAAAGAAGGCUUGGACUUCACAAGAGCUGAUCAAACCAUCACUCCUGGGAAACUGGCAGAUCCUUCUAACAUGGGAGGGUUGAGCCUCCUAUUUAUGGCAGGACAGCAAAAUGCAUCAAAAGCAGCAGCAACCAGCCAGACCCUGGAUCUGUCCAGAGAGAAGGUGACUAGGUUGGACUCUGGACCAGCGCUUUUGCCUCCUGGUCAAGGUGUGGGUGGAAUGGAACAAGGUCUGCAGGGUAAUGAAAAAGAGGACAAAAAUACUAUGGUAGCUAGUGGGAAGAUGGUAAUGGACUCCAUCAUAGAUCAGCUCUACUACUCAAAAUCAGACACCUCCUCUGAAUUUGAUGGUGAAGAAAGCAAGAAAGGAGUCUACACAUCUCUGUCUGAUAAACCAAGUGACAAGUCGUUGUUACAUGACCUGUCUGUAUCUAGAGAUGAACUGGAGAGGAAAUUACUUCUGAACCAGCAGCGUGGCAGUAGGGCAGGGCUGGACAUUGCUAGGAGUAAUUUUGUGGAUCCAAGGAAUGCCAUGAUCACAAACCAUGCAAUGAUGAAAAGCCAGAUGCUGUCCUGGUCUGGAUUCAAAAGAAAGAGGUGUUACUCGGAAGGUUUUAAGGACACUCCGGAGAUGAGCACCCUGCAGCCAUUUGACAACAUCUAUUACAAGAAGGGAGACUCCAGCAGUGACAUUGUAGAUGAGGAUGGAGAGGGAGACGGAGAUUUUCAACCAGUGAGGAAGUCCAAAAGACGGAACAGGGGACAGCGAUAUCAAGAGCUGAUUAACGAGGGAAUUAUACAGCCUUCGAAGGACAGACAGACAAACUCCAAGUCCCCGGAGGAUUCCCUCAGUGGGGAGCCGAGGGUAGUCCAGAGAGAGAGCGAGUUUAAGGAGGAGGAGCACUUGGAUUUAAACCCGAGAGAACACCUGAGGUUCGAUGUGCUAUCUGUCUAUCCGAGACAAAUAAGAAAGAGAACACAGUCCGAGUCAGAGAAAGUCCGACUUGAAGACAGCAGCAGAUACAAAACAGGGGACUUUGACCUUGAAGCCCACAUUGCCACCUUGCCAGCCUGUUCCCUGGAGAAGGUGGCGAAACCUAAGAGGACUACCCCUAAACUAAGGAGCACGUCCGAGAGUCGUGCAUCGUCAGUCAGCAGCGAUAGCUGCUCAGCAACUGAAAUUAAGCUGACCAUACCACCUCACUUAAAAGUGAAGGCAGAAGACAUUCCGUCUGGACCAGUCAUAGGCAGCAAGAAGAGGAAGGCCCGAAAACACUCCAUAACACAUCUUAUGCCCGUCACUGCAGAAAACAAAGGGGAAGAAAGUGCAAGAAACACAAGCAAUUCAGAUGAAAAAAGUCAAAAGCCACUUGAUUGUGAAAUCAAGGACACCGAGAAAUUUACUGGAAUUAAGAAACCAAUUGAAAAUACAGACAUUCAAAAUAACAAUGGCUCAUCUGACGCAAAUUUCGUUCAAAUUAAAACUGAGGAAAGCAAUGAACACUGUGUUGAACAAGAUGUAUCUAAAUCCAAUGUGCUAGACUCUGUCUGUCAGCCACCAGAUAGCCAGGGAAAAAAUGUCACCCACGAUCCUAGUCCUUGUGUUACAACUCCGGGAGACAGGCAGUCAUUCCAUAAGGAAAAGAAUGGUCAUGUGCAGACUGAAAUAGGAGGCACAGUCUUGGCAGGAAUUGUUGAAAAGACUAGUCCAUUAGGGAUUUCAAACCUUGUGAAGAGCAGCAUUUCAGGUGUGGAUGAAAUUCCUUACAGAGAAUCUUCUGGUGAGGAGCCCGAUAAAUUGAGUGCCAUGUGUGAUAGUGAUAAAGAUCGUGCAGAAAAUAAUUCUUUGGACAAAGAUGUAACAGAAUCCAAUAAUGAACACUAUGAAUCUUUCAGCAGAGGUCAGGUGAAGGAGAAAUGUGAAGAUGACCCAGUCGCUGAUACAGACCCUUGUUGCCUGACCUCUGACAGCAAGAUGAACUCUCAGGGCAUAUCUCAAAGUAGCCUGGGACAACCGUGUGGAAAGCAAGUCACAGAGGUUAUCAGUUUCCACUUGGAUGAUUCAAGGGAUGAAAGGUCAAAGGUUGCUAUGCAGAAUAACCCUCUGCAGACAGCUGUUGUUAAUUCUUAGCCCCCUUCCCAUUAUAGGAUUAUAUAUAUGUGUGAAAGUGAUGCAACAUUCAAAUAUUUUUCAGAUUAAGAACUGCAUGUUUAUGUACCGGUAAAAUCAGAUGAAUAUAGAUAGUUUUCCCAGAACCAGUAGACUAUAUUUAUUGGUGUAAUAGUCUGUAAAAAUAACAACUGGCUGUGUAGUAUAUGGAGUUUCAAACUCACUCUCUCUCUCUCACUCUCUCUCUCUCUCACACGUAUUUAAUAUGAAUCAAUUGAAUUGAUUUAAUCCAUGAACUGGUAUUUAUUUGUUAAUAAACAAUGAAGUCUUCAUAAUUAAGUACCACUUAACUCCUGUAGAUUCCUCAUUAAAUGCCUAAAAUUAAUAUCUGCGUAUAAAAAUCGCAAGAAGCACAUCUUGCAAAUUUUAAAAUUUCACUUUCAUUUUUCGGACAGAUGUAAUCUAGAUAAAACUAUAAUGAAAAUUUAGACUAUGCGAUGUUAUAUUUCGUGAUUUGAUGCAAAAUGGUUGAAUCGCAGAAUUACAUACUUGUGUUAAAUAUCUACAGAAUCUACAGUAUUGUAAAAUUUUAUCUUAUACUCUAUCUGAUUUUUCCCAAAUCUUUUGUUAAUGAUUUGUUAUUUUGUAUGUACAUGGUAGAACUGAUGGCACAUUUAUCACCACACUUAAAACAUGGUACGUAGUACCUUAGGUACUGUUGAAGAGUUUAAGUUGUGUACAUCAGAAAGUUUGUACCCCAUACCCCCCAAAUUUUCUGUUGCCUUCAAUAGUUGUUGUUAUUAUAUGUAAACUUAAGAUUAUAUGUUAUGUUAUCCCCAAAUUCUUCAAGUAGCUAUUAAAUAUCUGUUUGAAUCAGCUUGUUGUGACCUAUAUAUACAUGUAUAUAAUUAUGCAAACUUCACAGAUCUAUUGCAAAGCAUCUUCACCCAGUUAAUAGGUUGCUAAUGAUAAGUGCUAAUGUUUAGUUAGUUAUUUACAUUUCCAUUAUGGUGCCAUGUUUUAGAAUCUUUUGCAAUAUGUUAAAAUCAUGCUUGUGUAUGUAAGUAAUAUUGAAUUGAUAUUUAAUUUAUUGAUUAAGUUCAGACAUCAAAAAAGUGGGUACAUGAUAAAAGAUUACCUCCCUUGAAAAGGUACAUGUACUAAUAAAACAAUAAUAUUAAAUGUUAGAUAUUUGAUAUAUUUGCCGCUAUAAUGUAAGAAUGAAACUUUGAAAUAUUGGAAAAUGCAGAAAUGCUAAAAUCACAAUCGGAGUACAUAUGUACCAUGUACUAGUUAGUCUUUUUUCAUGACCUAAUUCCUUGUUUCCGUUCACUAUUAUGAUAUUGCCAUUAUGCACAAUGUGCUAUGUUCUAUAUAUAGUGCUGCAGCACAAUGUGCUAUGUUCUAUAGGUAUAUAGUGAUGCAGUUGUCUGGGAUUCUAUUUUUUGGGGUCUUUUUUACUCCAUUUGAAUUUUUACAUGUACAUUGUACAUGUACCAGUAGUUUAACUUUUGAAGACCAGAUUUUAAUUAUCAUUCAAAGUUAAUUUUAAUAUCGUACAUACAAAUCUGUUAUUAUUGUUAUGUUCAAAUUGAUUUUGAGAACACAAAACCAUCAUUGCCAUUGUGAUUUAUAAAUGUCACUUUUUCCGAUUUAAUUUUUUUUUAUUUGUAUUCUUUGUUUAAAGACAACAGACCAUUUUCAUUAAAAAGAAAUAUUGAGUAAAAUUUGACAAAAGUUAAAUCUGCCAAGUAACCAAAACUGAUUUAAAUACUUUAACAAAAAAUAUGAAUUCCUUUUUUCUUAUUGGUAGUUUUAAAAGGUAAACCAUUUUUCUUUAUUACUUUAUCUGUGAAAAUAACAAUUAUCGAUGCUAAUCUUUUGAAAUUCUGGGAAACAAUUUAUAUUCAGGUAAGAUAUUAAUAUAAUGAUAUGACUACAGUGAUUUUUACUUAUUGUUUAAAAAAUAAAAUAAAAAAUUGUCAUAGCUUUGGAUUUUUUUAGGUAACGUGUUUAUCAGAGCACAUUUUUCCAAAAUGGACCCUAAAAAGACUACAUUUUGAUUUUUUCUGAUACUUUUUGAACUUAUCAUUCAGUUUCAAGUUACUACCUUAAUAAUAUACUAAUAGUGAUUAAUAUGAAAAUGAUAAUUCAGAUAAAAUUACAUGUACAUGCAUAUUGCAUAAGUUAAAUUAAAUAGGGCUUUUGUUCAUAAAAUAAAUGUUUUAAAAUUCUGUUAAUUGUAUUCAACAUGUUGUACAUACAGUCAUCUCUACUAUGUAAAUCCACAACUGUGUCCCUGGAUUGAUGCUGUUACAUAGAUUUAUUCAUGCCUUGAAUAUUCUUCAUCAUACCGAUUAGUGAUUGUCAUUGUUCAUGUCUACAAGCACGCAUUUUGAUUCUAAAGGUUCAAAUAAAUGUUAUAAAGUUGAGAAUUGGU
This is a messenger RNA of Magallana angulata, 4963 nucleotides long. RefSeq lists its product as uncharacterized. The record is from RefSeq and is a predicted model, not a curated record. The transcript is spliced from 9 exons. The coding region runs from base 121 to 2544 and encodes 807 amino acids. NCBI's taxonomy places the organism in Eukaryota, Metazoa, Mollusca, Bivalvia, Ostreida, Ostreidae. Gene Ontology annotation, biological process: regulation of transcription by RNA polymerase II. Gene Ontology annotation, molecular function: DNA-binding transcription factor activity, RNA polymerase II-specific; RNA polymerase II transcription regulatory region sequence-specific DNA binding. Gene Ontology annotation, cellular component: nucleus.